This is a messenger RNA of Coffea eugenioides, 1785 nucleotides long. Its product is annotated as aldehyde oxidase GLOX1. The record is from RefSeq and is a predicted model, not a curated record. The transcript has 3 exons. The coding region runs from base 1 to 1785 and encodes 594 amino acids. Lineage: Eukaryota; Viridiplantae; Streptophyta; Magnoliopsida; Gentianales; Rubiaceae.
AUGGCUGUUCUGUUCAAAGCCUUUCUUGUUCUUCCCCUUGUGUUCCUUGGCACCUUUGCCGGGACACCCAUCAACCAAGUCCAAAAGCAUGGCUUCUCCCUUGGCAUAAGAAAUCCCUUCGGCAGCAUUCAAUUUGGUUUUGGAGGCCAAGAUGGCAGUAACUUUGAUGGCUUCCAGCAACCUCCUGAUGGCACCCAACAGCCCUCUGGCAAGAAACCCGAAUUCCUUACAAAUUUUCGAGGUCGUUGGGAGAUUCAUUCUGAAAAUGCUGGAGUUUCAGCCAUGCAGUUCCAGUUGCUGCCUAACAACAAAGCCGUGUGGUUUGACACCACCAACCUUGGCCCUUCCGGACUUCAGUUCGACCCUCCAUAUUGCCACCCAAAUUUCAACAAUGCCAGUCUAAUCGACUGCUACGCUCAUGCGGUAGAAUAUGAUACUGAGACUGGAUCCGUCAGGCCAUUGAAGUUUUCGUUCGAUCCCUGGUGCUCAUCAGGAGGAUUGGCAGCCAAUGGAGAGAUAAUCAGCACUGGGGGAGCCAUUGAAGCAAUGAGAGCUGUUAGAACUUACACUUCCUGCGAUAACUGCGAAUUUCAGGAAAACCAAGUUGCCCUUGCGGAAAACAGAUGGUAUUCGGGUCAGCAAACCCUAGAAGAUGGUAGUUUUUUGCUGGUCGGAGGACGUGAUGUUUUCAGCUAUGAAAUCGUUCCGCAAAACCAAUUGCAAUUCGAGCCAAGACUCUUUCAACUCCCUUUCCUUAGGGAGACCAGAGAUGAGAAAGAGAACAAUCUCUAUCCAUUUGUUUACUUACUCCCUGAUGGCAACGUCUACGUCUUUGCAAAUUCCAAAUCCAUCAUUCUCAACCCCUACACCGGCGAGACCAUCCGACAGCUCCCCGAGUUGGCCGGUGGAUCCAGGAACUACCCUGUUUCAGGAAUGUCCGUGCUUUUGCCCCUCCAACUUUCGGCAGAUGGCUCCCAUAACGUGGACGUUGAAGUCAUGGUUUGUGGUGGUAAUGCCCAUGAUGCUUUCAAGUACGCCGAAAACCCUCCCAGAAAAUUCUUGCCAGCAUUGAACGACUGCAACAGACUCAGCCUUACCCAAGAAAAUGCUGACUGGGAUAAGGAAAUCAUGCCAUCAAGAAGAACCAUGGGCGAUGCCUUGCUUCUUCCAACGGGAGAUGUGCUGAUGCUUAAUGGUGCAAAGGCAGGAACCUCUGCAUGGGAAUCUGCAGAUGAUGCCAACUUUACGCCAGUGCUCUAUCGUCCCAGUGCAGCCAAAGGGAAGAGAUUCAAGACAUUGAAGCCCACGCAGAUUGCGAGAAUGUACCACUCCACUUCUGCGUUGUUGAUAGAUGGAAAGAUCUUGGUUGCGGGCAGCAAUCCCCACCAAUUUUACACUUUCAACGUCAAGUAUCCUACUGAAUUGAGGGUGGAGAAGUUCACACCGCCUUACUUGGCUCCUGAGCUUGAUAAGCACAGGCCUGUAAUUGUUGAAGAUGCAUCUGAUAAACAAUUGAUAUAUGGUCAACAGUUCGUGGUCAAUAUUAAGUUGGAUGAUCAAGUUGAUGCGUCUGACAUCAAGGUGACCAUGUACCCACCACCAUUCACCACCCAUGGGUUUUCUCAGAGCCAGAGAUUGCUGGUUUUGGGGCUGACCCAGGUGACGAAUCAGCAAAUCACGGCGGUGGCACCACCGUCCGGCAAGAUUGCUCCUCCAGGGUACUAUAUGCUCUUUGUUGUUCACCGCGGGGUGCCAAGCCGUGGAAUGUGGGUGCACAUCAUGUAG